AUGGCUUAAAGCUCUUUAAAACUCUUUACAAGUGUUUACUUCUCAAACCCACGUUUUUCGCUUAUCUAGUUUUAUUUUUUCGUUUAUUGAUUUAAUUUAUUUCGUUCUUUAUUUUUUUCAACUGAUAUUAAUAUCAAUUCUCAAAGAAUAUGGACAAGCAACAGAAAAUGAAGAAGAUUUCUGAACUUCGAAGCUCUAUAAGACCAGCUAAAAGAGCUUUACUCGCUACAACUAAAAAACGAAUCAAACAUUUGUUGGCCAAAAAGGAAGAGAGCAAGGAUCACAUUAUCCAAACUAAAUUUGAGAAAGAAAUUAAAUCUGCAAGAGGAACAAUAGGAUGCCUUAAAGCACUUCAAACUACUGAGAUCAUCAAAUUUGGUCUUCGCACGGAUAUUGCUGAAUUGCAAGCUAUUUUACAAAGAGGACAAGCUGAUGUGAAUACACGAGCAAUGGCUCGUCUAUGUAGCAAGAAAAUCGUUCAAAAUGCUUUCCAAGAAUUCAAAGUUCACUAUCCUGACUGGAAAAAGCUGUCUAUCUCUGAAUUUAAGGUUGGAAAAGGGGUUAAAAAGUCCAACCAAACUGAUAAAAAUAAGAAGAAAAAUAAAGACAAAAAGGCUUUGAAACCACGAAAGAAUAAGGAUAAGGAAGAUAAGGAACUUUCUAAUGAUCAAGAUGAAGUCAAGGUUGAAAAGGCCCCAAAGAAAAAAGCUUCAUCACCCGUUACGAAGAACGAGCAAUCAAAAGUUCAAUCUCCCAAAAAAGUCCCAUCACCCAAAAAAGUCCCAUCACCCAAAAAAGCUCCAUCUCCUAAAAAGCCGGCAGAAAAUCCUGACGAAUCUAAAGAUGCAAUCAAAUCCUCGAAGCCCUCGAAAAUUAAGGGCAAAUCUAGCACUUCUCCAGUUAAGUUGACUCCAUCUCCAGCUAAGAAGCUAAAUAAGAGAAAAAAAGUUUCUGAUGUCCUCUCUAAUGUCAGCUCUACUAGAGAGUCCACCGGACUUUCAGACAAGACUCCGAAGAAGGUAAAAUUUGACGAUGAAUUGACCAAAACUCAAAAAAAUAAAAGUCUACCGGAAUCAACGCCUAAAAGUGAACUCAAGCCUAUAAUUAAAAAGACACCAUCUGAGACUAAACAAAAAAUUCAGAAACCAACAAGAGGCAAGAACUUGCCAGAACAAAGAAGAAGAAACAAACUCAAGCUGUAA
Tetranychus urticae (two-spotted spider mite) is the source of this 1202-nucleotide messenger RNA. RefSeq lists its product as uncharacterized. The record is from RefSeq and is a predicted model, not a curated record. Lineage: Eukaryota; Metazoa; Arthropoda; Arachnida; Trombidiformes; Tetranychidae.